Biomphalaria glabrata is the source of this 3050-nucleotide messenger RNA. RefSeq lists its product as uncharacterized. Lineage: Eukaryota; Metazoa; Mollusca; Gastropoda; Planorbidae. The record is from RefSeq and is a predicted model, not a curated record. The transcript has 19 exons. The coding region runs from base 176 to 2146 and encodes 656 amino acids.
GUGGGGCCCCGUGCACUGCCUGUAUCAGCAAACAUGGCGCUCGUCUGAAUGUAAACACACAGAUUCACUACUCAACGUGAAGCACUUCUGAGAUCGUGUGUGUUAAGUUCGCUUGACCUGUUCUGUCCUCAUUAUAUAACAUUCUGAUAGACCAUACAAGUAACUUUACAUCAAAAUGGCCGCCAUGUUUGUUGUUCUGGGUUUGUUGUCAUUCAUCCCUAUGGUUACAGCGGUCUAUAACGUGACGUUCUGCAAUGCUCACAUUGGAGUUAUAAAUAGCACAGGCUUCAGAAAACAAGAGCCUGUCUUUUUCGACAAUUUCUAUACAUUUGCUGAGGAAAAAGACCCACAACAACAGACGGUCACAUAUUCAGAGAUGUAUUACUCCUCGCAAUCUGGCCAAUUCUAUGGUGUCUACAAAAGCCCAGUGGUCCAGAUGCAGACGUGGUUGGACACACAAUAUGACGAGGUCAUGAAUGCUCCAUUGGACAGCAAGUCUAUUUGUGUGGAUAUGCCAUUCGACAAGUCCCCUCUGUUCACAUUGAUCCGAGCUCAGAUGAACAAUGGAUCUGUUCUACUGGCUGAUCCGUACACGCUGUUUGGUUGGGAUUACUCUGUCAAGAAGAACGUGUCCUAUCUCGGGGAAUCUCAAUCUAGAGGUAUAGCUACACAAAAGUGGAUAAUUUGUGAAUAUUUUCCUGGUCUGGACAUGACCUACGUCACGACAUGGGAUAUUGUAGAUGCCGUCCAGUUCCAGCUUCCUGCAGUGCAACCAACAGACGCUGAGUUCGCGCCAGUUCUUCCAAUCAGUGCCAGUACAGUAUUUCAAAAUGGAUCUGGGUCGGAAGUCAGACAAAACUUGGACUACACACAUUUUGCAAGAAUUCAACCAGAUGACAGACAUUUCCAGAUCCCAGCAGAUUUGUUGUGUGCUAACAAACCAAACUCACAAAAAACACUUCCGGUCAUUCCAACCUACUUCAGCUAUAAGGCCGAGCAGCUGACCAUCAAUGAAUAUCAGACGAUGUCACAACAGUCUCCAGAUCUGGUCUACACCAAUGUAAAUUACAGGAGCAUCAUGGGAUUGUUCGUUCAGGACUACAUCCAGACACCUGGGCGUGGAAAUUCCAAUGACAAAUCUUUUCUCAGAGUUGUGGAUGAUUUUAACACAGGUAUCAGCUAUGAAUUGGACUUGACCUCUGGGGUCUGUGAGGUACUCACUAUCAGUACUAUGCGCAAGGACGCCUACCCACUGGGCAAUGGACUAGUCAGAAUGAGAAGUUCAGACGAGUACUUUGACAUAGACAGCACUCAGUACCAAUACAUGGGAGAGCAUCGGGUGCGAGACAUUGAUUGUGAUACGUGGAGCACCAAAAUGAGCGACAACAAACCAGACCACACCCAGAACGCCCUCUACACCAUUUACUUCGCCACCGCAGACUGGCAGAAGAAAACUGGUUUUAGAACCAUCCAGACUAUUCCAGUCAUGAUCCAAGUGAUGCAGGGCAAUACAUUGCAGCAAAUGUACAUUUAUGAAUUCUCCACUGACCCUAGUAAAUGGCUGCCUGACCUGACCACUUGCUACAACCCCAAUAACACAAUGAAUGUUGAGGUCUUCCUGAAAGGUCAGUUUGACAGGUAUUACAGCGCAGGUCCUGGUUACUUCAGACAAAACUUUAUCGGAGCUUUCGUGGCGGCCUCACAGUUAGGAUCUCCCCUGCGUAUUAACGACAUUGAUGUACAACCGGCGGACAACAAUGAAAUAGUCGUCAGGUUUAAGCUCCUGGAACAGUUGAACGUGGCGGGGGAUGUGGGCACCAAGCCGGACAAGGUGCCCAGCAAAACUAUAAUCGCAAAUUUCGUGCAACAGGUCAACGCCGGUCAGUUUUUCGUGGAUCUGGACCAAGACGGAAGAGUGACACUGUAUGCACGCAAGGGCUCGGUGGCUGUGACUAAAAACACGGGCAGGUUUCAAUUCAUAGCUCCCAAAACAAACAACAGUACAGGUUACUCUCCUGGGGCAAUGGCUGGUAUCGGAAUCGGUAUGCUGGUAUUCGGACUCGUCGUGGGUGUUGUUAUCAUCUUUCUGGUCAAGAAGUUCAAGAAAUCAGGGGACGAUACUAUAGCAAUGAGUACAUCCAAAUAGACUCUGGAAAAGACGAUCCUUUGUGUACAUAUUCAACUGCAUGCAGCGACUGUUACAUAAAUAAUGUUUAAUUGUGUCAUGUCUGAACCAGCCUGGAGUGUGCCUUGUGGAUAGAAGUCUUUUAGUAUUUAUCACUUAGAUAUAAUAUUUAUACAUAUUUAUCAUUUUAGUUAAUGUUCAUUUCAAUGUUCAUUUCAAUGUUCAUUUUAAUGUUCAUUUCAAUGUUCAUUUUAAUGUUCAUUUCAAUUUUCAUUUUAAUGUUCAUUACAAUGUUCAUUUUAAUGUUCAUUUCAAUGUUCAUUUUAAUGCUCAUUUUAAUGUUCAUUUCAAUGUUAAUUUUAAUGUUCAUUUCAAUGUUCAUUUUAUUGUUCAUUUCAAUGUUCAUUUUAAUGCUCAUUUUAAUGUUCAUUUCAAUGUUAAUUUUAAUGUUCAUUUUAAUGUUCAUUUUAAUGUUCAUUUUAAUGUUCAUUACAAUGUUCAUUUUAAUGUUCAUUUCAAUGUUCAUUUUAUUGUUCAUUUUAAUGUUCAUUUUAAUGUUCAUUUCAAUGUUCAUUUUAUUUUUCAUUUUAAUGUUCAUUUCAAUGUUCAUUUUAAUGUUCAUUUUAAUGUUCAUUUUAAUGUUCAUUUCAAUGUUCAUUUUAAUGUUCAUUACAAUGUUCAUUUUAUUGUUCAUUUCAAUGUUCUAUUCAAUGUUCAUUUUGUUAUGUUAUGAACCUUUCAGCCUGUGCAAUAGUAUUUUGGGUAAAUCAACACUAAACAGAAAUGGAAGUGCAAUUGAACUGUUUGAAACGUAUUUAUUCAAACGGCAGAUAGAUUUGAGUGUGGCCUGAAUGGACGUUUAAUGGAAAUGAGCAUUUUGUUAUGGAUGAUGAAUUAAUAAAAGUUUUGUUAUGUUAUGUUUUAA